AUGGACGACCACAUUCUCUUCUUCUACGGAACCCUAAUGGCCCCUCCCAUCCUCCACCGCGUAAUCCACGGCCACUCCACCCCCGAGCCAUGGCAAAAGGCUCUUUUAACAGUCAAGCCUGCAAUCCUGCAUGGAUACCGACGACAUAGAGUUCGGUAUGCAGAUUAUCCGGGUAUUAUACCCACACCUUCUUCAUCUGGUGCAGAUGAUGGCAAUGAUACUACUACUGCCGGUAGUGAUGGCGAGGCAUCUGUGCUAGGCACAGUAGUGUGGGGAUUGACAGAUGGGGACGUGUAUCGAUUGGAUCGGUUCGAGGGGAGUGAGUAUGAGAAGAGGGUGGUUAGGGUGAGGGUUUUAGAGAACCAUCAUCAUGAUGAGGGUGAUAAUGGGAAAGCAGGGGAUAUACAAGAGGUUUUGGAUGCAGCGGAGACAGAGGGCAGCGAGACAAAGGAGGGGAAAGAAGUAGAGGCCGUGACCUAUGUGUGGACUGCUGGUAAGGAGCGUUUAGAGGAUGCCGAGUGGGACUUUGAAGCCUUCAAGCGGGAUAAGAUGGCGUGGUGGGUGGAGGCGGAUGAGAAGGAUUGGUAG
Aspergillus welwitschiae is the source of this 588-nucleotide messenger RNA. RefSeq names its product gamma-glutamylcyclotransferase family protein. Bases 1 to 588 code for a protein of 195 amino acids. The transcript has 2 exons. The record is from RefSeq and is a predicted model, not a curated record. Lineage: Eukaryota; Fungi; Ascomycota; Eurotiomycetes; Eurotiales; Aspergillaceae.